Pseudoliparis swirei is the source of this 4931-nucleotide messenger RNA. RefSeq names its product multiple epidermal growth factor-like domains protein 11. Gene Ontology annotation, molecular function: protein binding. The coding region runs from base 111 to 3485 and encodes 1124 amino acids. Gene Ontology annotation, cellular component: membrane. Lineage: Eukaryota; Metazoa; Chordata; Actinopteri; Perciformes; Liparidae. The transcript is spliced from 25 exons. The record is from RefSeq and is a predicted model, not a curated record.
CUGGAGCCGCGUUCACUGCCCGUUCACUGCACGUCGGAAGUCUCCGGGAAUGAACUUUAUUUAGGACGCAUCCCUCCUGCAGGACGAAGGCGGGGAGGAGGACGAGGAGCAUGGGGGCCGGCGGGGUCCCUCCCCCCCGAUGGCUGCCCUGGCUCCGCCUGCUGGGCCUCGUCUCUCUGGCGUCGGCCCUCAACCCGGACGACCCCAACGUGUGCAGCCACUGGGAGAGCUAUGCGGUGACGGUGCAGGAGUCCUACGCCCAUCCAUUCGACCAGGUCUACUACACCCGCUGCACCGACAUCCUCAACUGGUUCAAGUGCACCCGGCACAGGAUCAGCUACAAGACGGCGUACCGGAGAGGCGUGAGGACGAUGUACAGGCGGCGCUCUCAGUGCUGCCCCGGCUUCUACGAGAGCGGAAGCCUUUGUGUUCCCUUGUGCACUGAGGAAUGUGCUCACGGACGCUGCGUCUCUCCGGACAUCUGCCAGUGUGAGCCGGGCUGGGGGGGCCGGGACUGCUCCAGUGGCUGUGAGAGCGACUUCUGGGGGCCCCACUGCAGCAACCGCUGCCAGUGCCGCAACGGGGCCAAGUGCAACCCGAUCACCGGGGCCUGCGUCUGCACCGACGGCUUCCAGGGCUGGCGCUGCGAGGAGGCCUGCGACCCCGACCUCUACGGCAAGGACUGCGGGCUGGAGUGCCAGUGCCUCAACGGCGCCACCUGCCAGCAUCAGACCGGCGAGUGCCUGUGUGCGCCGGGAUACACCGGGGCCUUCUGUGAGGAGGCGUGUCCUCCCGGUAGACACGGCGUCCUGUGUGAGCAGCGCUGUCCCUGUCAGAACGGAGGGGCGUGUCACCACGUCACCGGGCACUGCUCCUGCCCCGCCGGCUGGGUGGGUCCGGUCUGCGCCCAGCCGUGCUCCUUCGGCUCCUUCGGCAUCAACUGCUCGGAGGAGUGCACGUGUCGUAACGCCGGGCUGUGCGACCACGUCAGCGGUCAGUGCCAGUGCGGCGCCGGCUACAUCGGAGAGCGGUGCCAGGAUGAAUGCCCGGUCGGCGCUUACGGGCCGCAGUGCGCCCACAAGUGUGACUGUCAGAACCGGGCCAAGUGCUACCACGUGAACGGGGCCUGCCUCUGCGUCGAGGGCUUCAAGGGCCCGAGCUGCCGGGACCGGUACUGCCCGGCGGGUCUGUACGGACCGGCCUGCGACCGGCACUGCCCCUGCAAAGCCGGCAACACCCUCAGCUGCCACCCUCUGUCGGGGGAGUGCACCUGCGCGGCGGGGUGGGCGGGGCUCUACUGCAACGAGACGUGCCCGGCGGGUCUCUACGGCGACGGCUGCGGCGAGCCGUGCGCCUGCGCCAACGGGGCGGACUGCGACGGCGUGGCGGGAGGCUGCCUGUGCGCUCCGGGCUUCAUGGGGGACGACUGCUCCGUCAGCUGCCCCGCCGGCCUCUACGGGACCAACUGCACCUCCUCCUGCUCCUGCCUCCACGAGGCCUCCUGCUCGCACCUCGACGGCUUAUGCUUCUGCAGCGAAGGCUGGCAGGGCGUGUCCUGCUCCGUCCCCUGCUCCAGCGGCUCUUGGGGGCGGGGCUGUAAUCAGACGUGCGGCUGCAGCAACGCGGCGUCCUGCGACCCCGUCAGCGGCGCCUGCGCCUGCUCGCCGGGCUGGAGGGCGGAGCUCUGUGACCUGCCGUGUGCCGAGGGGGCGUUCGGGCCCGGCUGCUCUCAGACCUGCGACUGCCUCCACGCCGCCGGCUGCGACGCCGUGAGCGGAGACUGCCGCUGCAACGCAGGGUGGACAGGUGUGCACUGUGACAGUGUGUGUGAGGAGGGUCUCUGGGGUCCCAACUGCUCCUCCAGCUGCACCUGUGAGAACGGAGGCUCCUGCUCCCUGGAGGACGGCAGCUGUGUGUGUGCACCGGGCUACCGCGGCACCACCUGCAGACGAGCGUGUUCUCCUGGUUUCUAUGGUAACCGCUGCACUCAGUCCUGCCCCCAGUGCGUCCACAGUGAGGGGGCGUGUCACCACGUCAGCGGCCAAUGCCAAUGUCUGUCCGGCUUCUCGGGCUCGCUCUGCAACCAAGUGUGUCCAGGUGGGAGGUUCGGUAAAGCGUGUGCAGAGCCGUGCUCCUGCACCAACAACAGCACGUGUAACCACAUCGACGGCUCCUGUCAGUGCUUCCCGGGAUGGAUCGGAGGGAACUGCUCCAAGCCGUGUCCUCAGGGCUCUUGGGGUCCGGACUGCAUCCACACAUGUAACUGUCACAACGGAGCCGAGUGCAGCGCCACAGACGGAGAGUGUGACUGCAGCUCUGGGUGGACGGGACUGUUCUGCACUCAGCGAUGCCCUCCUGGUUUCUAUGGCGACCGCUGUGCCGAGGUGUGCCGCUGUCAGAACGGGGCGAACUGCGACCACGUGGGCGGAGCCUGCUCCUGCCGGACGGGCUUCAUCGGGCUCAGCUGCGAGCUCAAGUGUCCUGCGGGGACGUUCGGCUACGGCUGCCAGCAGCUCUGUGAGUGCAUGAACAACGGAACCUGUGACUACGUGACGGGAACCUGCUACUGCAGCACCGGAUACAAGGGGAUCCGCUGUGACCAGGCGGCUCUGAUGAUGGAGGAACUGAACCCCUACACCAAGAUCAGCCCGGCUCUGGCCACCGAGCGCCAGUCGGCCGGCGCCGUCCUGGGCAUCGUCUUCCUGCUGCUGCUCAUCACGGCCAUGUUGGGCCUGGCGGUCUGGUUCCGCUACCGGCAGAGAGAGAAAGGCCAGCCGGUGCCGAGCGUCACCUUCACGCCGGCCCUGCACGUCAACGCCGCCGACUACUCGCUCUCAGCAGGGCUGCCGUGCUCUGGCCUGCUCUCCUCUCCAGAGUCCCCCAGCAGCAGCUGCUUCUCCAACCCCGGCUACCGGACCCUCGGGCCCUGCAGCUACGCCCACUAUGCUAAGCCGGACAAGAGGGGCGUGGCCAAGGUGAAGAAGAAGAAGAGCCACAGGAACAGCGCUCCGGAGUGGGGGGGGGGCGCUUACUGCAACCUCAGCGGCGUUUACUGCAUCGACCGGUGCUUCAGCUGCAACGUGGAGCCGCGCUUCAGAGACUACAUGAAGGGCUCGCUGUCCAGCUGCUCCCUGAACAGCGAGAACCCGUACGCCACCAUCAGCGACGCCAAACCCUCCGAGAGCAGCUACGUGGAGAUGACGUCACCGGCUCACCGCGACCACAUGACGCGCUGCUGCUCCGCCGCCAACGGAGCCAACGCCAUCGGCAACGCCACCGCCGCCACGGCCAACCCCAAGAACGUCUACGACAUGGAACCGACCGUCAGCGUCAUCCAGACCGCCGGGGGCCGCGUGCUGGUUCCGGGUUUCCCUCAGAACCCGUACGACCUGCCCAGGAACAGCCACAUCCCGAGCCACUACGACCUGCUGCCGAUGCGCCCGAGCCCCCCGCCGGCCGGCAGCCCCACCAGCUCGCUGCUCUAGACCCCCGAGCCCCCCCCCCAGACUGGACCCUGGACCGGUGCUCCUGGUUCCUCCAGAGAAACCCCUGUCUGAUCGCUCAGCGCCGUGUCGUUUGUGUCAUAUUGUGAAUUCCUGCUAAACAGAUGGAAAUAUUAACGCACAAAGUGGAACUUUAUUUAACGGAGAAGCAAAGAGACGAAAUGUAUCUGAGGGGGUUCUGGAGGGUUCUGGAGUCAAAGACCAGACUGAGGCCCACUCCGGAUCCACACGUCUCAAUUGAGAAGGAACGUAUAAAUAUCUUCAGAGACGUGCUCAGAGAUGCACUUCCUGUCCCUUUCUGGUAUUUUUACACGUGGUUUCUUAUUUCCCGUUUACAUAUUCACGGGCCGGACGGGUCCGCGCGUUCUCUCUUUUUCUAAGUGGCUGUAGACCGAGCGGCGUGCCAGUAGUUAUUGUUGUGAGUUAUUUUUCUGUCGGUGUCGAGAUUAAUACCCGUGCAUGCCAAAGAUUAUUGGAGGUAUCGUAUUUAGCCGUGAACAUCCUGAUUGUUAUUAUUAUCUUAUCCGAUCUGAAACACGACGUUCCCGAUUCUUGUUCCCCGCUCAUCGUUUUGGCUUUUGAGACGUGGAGCCGCGACCACGCCGUGUCCUCCGACCGGAGAGCUUCAGUCGCCUGUAAAAUUGCUCAAAUGAUUAAGCAAUUUUUUAAAGAAACUAUGAAUUGAGUUAAUUGUUUUCAUCACAUGACUGAUCAGCUGUCGGCAUUUCUUGCAUGUAUAUAUAUAUAUAUUUAUGUUUAUUGUUUUCGUAGACAUGAAACUAUUACAACUAAUUCCUGAAGAUGAAUCAGAUUCCACCUUGUGGCCAAACGGUGGAAUUACAACUUCCAAAAAGAGACAAGCGUAAAACACUUAGAUAGCCCUUAUUUAAAUGAUUAGAUCCUUAAAGUUAUUAUAGAGUUCUUUAAUUGUCUCUGUUAUGAGAAAUAGAAGCUUGGAGGCAGGACUAAAGAAAACCUCUUCACCUCCUGUUUACCGGCGGAUUGACGCCAUGUGACUUCUCACCAAACUACUGCAGUUGAUUUCCUCCAAACCAGUUGAUGGAAAAGCGUUCGCUCUUCUUCUUUUGCUUCAAGUUUGCGUCUCAAUUGAAAGAAAACAUGUUUAAUGAAUUAAUGUCAUAACGGAAAAUCUGAAUUUCUGUUCCCAAACAUAAUGAAAAUGUGUUUCUAAUCUCCCCGUUUCCGUAUGAAACAGAGAUGUACUUCAUCACACGAGUUACUUUUGUUAAAAAAUGCUGACAAUUAUAUUUUGUCCAACAGCAAUAACACGUUGACAUGCAUUAUUGCCCCUGGUGUUUGCUUCCCUUUGUUCCAUCGUCUCUGAUCAAUGUUUCAGCUUCAGUAGACGUCGUGUCGGUCUUUUUGUUUUCAUGCCCUAAACUCAAUAAAGUUGUCGUAGCUCAGGGA